Messenger RNA from Nematolebias whitei (Rio pearlfish), 642 nucleotides. It is a transcript of the gene agr2, whose product is annotated as anterior gradient 2. The coding region runs from base 75 to 569 and encodes 164 amino acids. The record is from RefSeq and is a predicted model, not a curated record. NCBI's taxonomy places the organism in Eukaryota, Metazoa, Chordata, Actinopteri, Cyprinodontiformes, Rivulidae. Gene Ontology annotation, cellular component: endoplasmic reticulum. The transcript is spliced from 8 exons.
UCUGGUACCAGAGGUUCUGGAGCUGCUGCCUGCCUGAUCUUAUCUGACCACUCAGAUCCAGUCCCCUCCCAAUAAUGUUCAGGGCGGUAUUUUCUGUUCUUUUGGUCCUGGUGGCCACAUCCUUCGCCAAAUACAUCCCAAAGACCGGCAAGAGAGUCCCACAGACCCUGUCCAGAGGUUGGGGCGACCAGCUGAUCUGGGCUCAGACUUACGAAGAGGCGCUCUACUGGUCCAGGUCCAGGAACAAGCCUCUGUUGGUCCUGUUCCACCUGGAGGACUGUCCACACAGCCAGGCCUUGAAGAAGGUGUUCUCUGAGAACAACGAGCUCCAGAAAAUUCUGGACGAGGACUUCAUCGUCCUUAAUCUAAUGUAUGAAACAACCGACAAACACCUCUCCCCUGACGGGCAAUAUGUUCCACGGAUUAUUUUUGUCGACCCCUCCAUGACUGUGAGAGCUGACAUCACCGGACCAUACUCCAACCGCAUGUACGCCUACGAGCCCGGGGACAUCAAGCUCUUGAUCAGCAACAUGCAGAAGGCCAAGAAGCUGCUGAAGUCCGAACUGUGAAGCCCUGGAGGCGAGCCGCCGUUCUUAAGCAUCAAAGAUGUUGAUCCACGUUAUUGACAAAAACAAACAAACA